This is a messenger RNA of Lodderomyces orthopsilosis Co 90-125, 318 nucleotides long. RefSeq lists its product as uncharacterized. Bases 1 to 318 code for a protein of 105 amino acids. Gene Ontology annotation, cellular component: cytoplasm. NCBI's taxonomy places the organism in Eukaryota, Fungi, Ascomycota, Pichiomycetes, Serinales, Debaryomycetaceae. The transcript is spliced from 2 exons. The record is from RefSeq and is a predicted model, not a curated record.
AUGAGUUUAGGGAAGCUAGUACACUAUGGCAUCGACCUUGUGCUUAUAUCAAUUGUACUUGCUGGAAUCCAUCGAAAUACGGGAUUACAAUUUGAUGUCCUGCACUUUAGCUCGGUUGAUUUCCGUCGUUGGUUUGGCAAUUACCUCAGUUUUGGAGAAGCUUGUUAUGACAAAGUUGUUUCGUUAUUGAGAAUGUCGGGUUAUUUCAAACAACGUAAUUUGGUGUUGGAUAAUUUAAAGAAUGCCGGAGCUCAAUAUUUGAAAGAACAAACUGGGCGUGAUAUUCGAGAGUAUAAGAACUCUAGAGAGCUUGAUUAG